AUGUCUCAAAAUGUUCUCAUCACCGGAGCUGCUGGCUACAUUGGUGGCUCCAUUGUGGCAGAUAUCCUGUCACGAGAUGAUGAGACUCUGAGGAGUGUAGCCUUGUUCGCGGCUGUGCGAAGCCAAGAACAGGUUGACCAGAUCUCCAAGAUCGGAGUGAAGGCCAUCUUGAUUGACCUCAACGAUAAAUCGGCCGUUGAAGAUGCCAUCAUUCAAAAUAACAUUAAUAUAGUUGUGCACACUGCCAGUGGUAUGCACCCAGCUAUAGUAUCCAACUUGAUCACUGCCCUCGGAAAGCAACGUCAGACCAGUGAGUCUGGGACAUAUCUGAUUCAUUCAUCAAUUGCUACCAUGUUCACCGAAGAAGGCGGAUGGCCUUACGGUGAAGUCAAGGACAGUGACUCUAUCUUGGAUAAGGAAAGAGAGAUCGGAUUCGACAACCCUGUGCGAGCAGUCAAUAGUCUCCUCGCCGAAGAGGGUAAGAAUCAGGGCGUAGAAACUUUCAAUGUCGCCGUUCCUAUGACGUAUGGGCGUGGCACUGGAGAGUGCAGAAAGCUUUCCGUGAACAACCCAGCCAAUAUUCGGACAAGCAUCAAGCUCAAGGCGGUUCACAAAUUUGACAAAGAUGGACAAUUUGGAACUGUGCACAUCACCGAUCUGACUGACAUCUACGUGCGACUUGUCAGCAGGAUCUUGAAGCAAGAGCCCAUCCAAGUCGGCCACGAUCGCUACUUUUUUGCCAUCGCCCACAAGGCACAUUGGUGGAAGAUAGCGGAUAAGAUUGCUGAAGGACUUUAUUCUCGUGGUCUUGUGACGGAGCCCAAGGCCAAGAUUUGGUCUGACUACCAAACGGCCGCUGAUAGUCUUGGGUUUCCAAGAGCUUACAUUGGAGCUAUGGGAACACAUAGUGGUCAGCUUGUCCCAACAAAUGUGUACGAGUUGGGAUGGAAGCCCAAGUGGGAUUCAGAGGAAAAGCUUUUGAGUCAAAUUGAUGACGAGAUCAAGGAUGUUCAGGAGCUGGAUACGGUCAAAAUGUCUCUUUUCGACAGUCUUGUCGCGGAUCAGUCCAAGUAG
Molecule: messenger RNA, 1074 nt
Organism: Fusarium poae
Lineage: Eukaryota; Fungi; Ascomycota; Sordariomycetes; Hypocreales; Nectriaceae
Exons: 8
Coding region: 1-1074 (357 amino acids)
Biological process (GO): steroid biosynthetic process
Molecular function (GO): 3-beta-hydroxy-Delta5-steroid dehydrogenase (NAD+) activity
Source: RefSeq, a predicted model, not a curated record